Messenger RNA from Trichoderma harzianum CBS 226.95, 1239 nucleotides. RefSeq lists its product as hypothetical. Bases 1 to 1239 code for a protein of 412 amino acids. The transcript is spliced from 8 exons. The record is from RefSeq and is a predicted model, not a curated record. Lineage: Eukaryota; Fungi; Ascomycota; Sordariomycetes; Hypocreales; Hypocreaceae. Gene Ontology annotation, molecular function: monooxygenase activity; FAD binding.
AUGCCAAUUCGCGUUAUCAUUGUCGGCGCUGGGAUUGGCGGCCUCACAGCUGCCGUAUCUCUUAGGCAGGCUGGGUGCGAAGUAACGAUCUUCGAAAAAUCAUCAUUUGUGGGUGAAAUAGGCGCAGCACUAGGACUUACGCCCAACGGAGGUCGAGUCUUGGAGCAUCUUGGCUUCUCAUUCCAAAAGGCCCGCACCUGCACAUUAAAAACAUGGGCUACUAUAGACGGCCUCACUUACAAUACUCUCAAUCAAUUAGACCUUAGCAAUGCCCAGCGUGCUUUUGGGGCGCCGGUGCGUGCAGUCCACCGAGUAGACUUGCACACUGAGCUGCUACGGUUAGCUACAAUGUCUGGAGAGGGUCUGUCCCAGCCAGUGACAUUGAAGCUGGGCAGCCAAGUCGCUGAAGCCCAUCCCGAUGGCACGAUUGUUCUUCAGGACGGCUCUAGACGUACUGCUGACUUAGUAGUGGGAGCUGAUGGGUUAAGAUCGGUUAUUCGCGAUGCUGUUCUAAGCGAAGAUGAUCAAGCAAAGCCAGUCCAUUCAGGCCAGGCAGCGUUUCGAUUCCUUGUUGACACAUCCACAUUAAGAAGCGACCCAACUCUUGCACCUCUAGCAGAUGGUAAUACAGACCAACUGAGCCUUUUCGCCGACACAUCUGAAACCGUACGAGAACGCCACGUCAUUUGUGGUGAAGUGCAAAACUUCGUUGGUAUCCAUCCUAGCCUAGAGGUUGGAAACCAAGAAGGCGACGAAGCCAAGGCGGCCAUGAUGGCUGAGUUUGCACACUAUGACAAGAGGAUCCUCCGCUUGUUUGAGCUUGCUGAAAAUGUCAAACGCUGGCCUCUCUACAUUCAUGACCCAUACCCUACUUGGGUAAAAGGAAGAAUUGUCUUAGUUGGAGACGCAGCUCAUCCGAUGCUACCAUUUGGUGGCCAAGGGGCAAUGAUGGCCAUCGAGGACGGUGGUAUCCUCGGUUCUCUCUUUACCAACGUCCUCCCAGAUCAAAUUGACGCACUCUUAUCGAAAUUUCAGCAAUUGCGCAAAAAUAGAGUUUCUCGUAUCCAGUUGCUUUCUUCAGUACGCGCGGGACGAGAGAAUGAAGUCGACGCUCGCAUCAGCCAAUACGCGGAUGGCCCAACUGGUUCUAUACCGACAACGCAUAAGGAACGCACUAUUCACGAUUACAGUUACGAUGCAUAUGCGGAUUUGGAGAAAAGCCUUGCUUCAGAUAUAUAA